Messenger RNA from Mollisia scopiformis, 1076 nucleotides. Its product is annotated as NAD(P)-binding protein. The record is from RefSeq and is a predicted model, not a curated record. The transcript is spliced from 2 exons. NCBI's taxonomy places the organism in Eukaryota, Fungi, Ascomycota, Leotiomycetes, Helotiales, Mollisiaceae. Bases 158 to 943 code for a protein of 261 amino acids. Gene Ontology annotation, molecular function: oxidoreductase activity.
UCUUAGCAAAAUUCCAAAAAUACUUAGAGACUGGUUUGUGGAACCACCGCUAUCUUCAACAAUUAAGCGCUGUGUGUGACAUUCUUUCAUCUCUAGAUUGCGCCAGCUAUUUUUGUGCGAUAAUCUGAAAUAGUAUGAUCGGAUAUUCAGCACAAACAUGAACGUUCUCGAAGCGAGAGUUUUUCCGUUGCUAAAAAGCAAGGUGGCAAUUGUGACCGGGGGCUCUCAAGGAAUGGGAAAAGUCACAGCAUCUAUGUUCUUGAGAGCCGGCGCAAAAGUCGCCAUUGGGGAUGUGAAAGAAAAAGAAGGGAACGAAACCGUUGCCGAGCUAUCCCGACAUGGUGAUGCCAUUUUCGUCCGAACAGACAUUUCCAAGUCCGAGGAUGUUCAGAACCUUGUCGCUAAAUCGGUAGCAGCUUUUGGAAAACUUGAUGUUGCCAUCAAUAAUGCUGCGCUCACACCAGACAGCACCAAGUUGAUUGACUUCGACGAGAACUACUGGAGGAAGCUAGUGGAUAUCAAUUUGACGGGAACUGCGCUGUGUUGUAAGUGGGAAAUGCAACAAAUGAUCAAACAAGGCUCGAAAGGUUCUGUUGUCAACAUUGCUUCCAUCAAUGCCUUUAAGCCGCAUCCAAAUAUGCCGGCUUAUACCGCAGCGAAGCAUGCUCUUGUUGGCUUGACAAAACAUGCUGCUAUGGAAGGAGGCCCGAAUGGUAUUCGUGUCAACGCUAUUGCUCCAGGUGCCAUAUUCAGUGAUAUGUCGGCAGCAGCAUUGAAGAUCAUGGGCACUACCAUGGAAGAGUUCGCGCCAACAGUGAGUUAUCUGAAUCGGUUUGGCAUGGCACAUGAAGUCGCUCAAGGCUCACUCUGGCUGGCUUCGGAUUCUUCCUCCUAUGUCACUGGGAUUUGCUUGCCAAUUGAUGGUGGUUAUUUAGCGAAGUGAUCUCGGCUAGGAUUGAAUACAAAUACUGUCAGACAAUAUCAUUUGACUAGCAGUUCGUUACUUAUUAGCAAUUGGUGUACAUCUAGGCUAUCUAACCUGUUUUGGGACUCAGAAAAUGUUACUCAUAACUACU